This is a messenger RNA of Manduca sexta (tobacco hornworm), 3552 nucleotides long. Its product is annotated as alkaline phosphatase, tissue-nonspecific isozyme-like. The transcript has 9 exons. Gene Ontology annotation, molecular function: alkaline phosphatase activity. The coding region runs from base 702 to 2111 and encodes 469 amino acids. Lineage: Eukaryota; Metazoa; Arthropoda; Insecta; Lepidoptera; Sphingidae. The record is from RefSeq and is a predicted model, not a curated record. Gene Ontology annotation, biological process: dephosphorylation.
UAACAUCGCGAUAGUGUUUAUUUACUUACUUGUGUUUAUUACAUAAAAAGUGAAAAAAUGGCACAAUUUAAAAUUUGACUAAACCUGAAAUUAUACCUACUACAAAAAGAAAAGCUUGUACUGUACAAUAAAAAUAAUACUUUAUUUAAGAAAAUAUGAAUGAACAGCUAUAAUAUUAUGCUAAGCAUUAAACCGAAAUGAACACAAGAUGAUAAGUACUAAAGGCCCCGUGGCCCUGAAACUAAGUUUAAUAAUUAAAUAUAUCUUCAGACUGUCUCCAAAGAGAAUUUUAAAAAUGUGUAAAUGUGGCAAUAGAAACAAAUUGAUAUUAUUAUGUACUUAAGUAUAUACUACUGACAUGGAGCGAAAAACCUUGCAGCGGAAAGCAUUUACUGUACUCUCACUUUAUACUAUUAGAUUUUAUUAAUUAAUCAAUAUGUAUCGCAUUUUCGAAAUCUUUUAAAAAAUACAUUGAAUAUUUUAUUCUAGAAUGUAUAUAAACAGUGUGAUUUGAAGGGAAGUUAUAAGAACACAAAUGUUUUGUUAUCAGAAGAUAACAUAGAUAAUUCAAACAAACAAUACAAAAUGCAGUUAAUCAAGAAUACUGGAAGAAACUCGCAAGAGAAGAGUUCGAAGGAAGUCUAUCCCUCCAAAUAAAUAACAAUAUUGCUAAGAAUGUGAUCCUGUUUGUCGGCGACGGCAUGGGGAUUAACACGGUUACUGCCACCAGGAUAUACAAGGGUGGCGCGUCUCAUCGACUGGCGUUUGAGAAGUUCCCAUUUACGGGAUUACUCAAGACGUACUCAGCGAAUAAAAUGGUGCCAGAUUCAGCGAGUUCUGGCACAGCGCUAUUCUCUGGUGUGAAGGUCAACCAGGAGACGGUGGGGGUUGACGCCACCGUGGAGCGUGGGGACUGUGCCGCCUCACUCAAGCCCGCUGCGAGGCUAGACUCCCUAGCUGCGCAGUUUCUCAAGGCUGGUAGGAGAGCUGGUCUAGUAACAACAACCCGAGUGACGCACGCGACCCCUAGCGGACUGUACGCACACAGCGCUUACCGGAAAUGGGAGUGCGAGGCCACGAUGCCUCAGGACGCUGCCGAAUGUAAGGAUAUUGCGCGACAGUUGGUCGAGGACUGGCCGGGGAGGGACCUUCAUGUAAUAUUAGGUGGUGGAAGGCAAGUCCUCGAGACUAACUCUACUAACACGAAGGAGGAUCCGUACGACACCUGGUCCUGCAGACGGAGAGACAACAGGAAUCUCACGGAAGUGUACAUCCAGGAUAAAGAGAAGAGAAAUUUGAAGUACAGCUACGUCAAAAAUACCAGGGAACUUAAAGAGAUAGAUCAUCAGAACACGGACUACCUAUUAGGUAUAUUUGCCAACGGUCACCUGAAGUAUGAAGACGAGAGGAACAAACGUGAUGAGGGAAUGCCCUCGCUCACUGAUAUGGUGGAAGCCGCCAUAAAAGUUCUAUCCUCGGACCAGAAUGGAUAUUAUCUUAUGGUGGAAGGUGGCAACAUAGACAUGGCUCACCACCGCGGCUGGGCCAAGAGAGCUCUGAACGAAGCAGCAGAGAUGGAGAAUGCGGUGCAGCUGGCCUUGCGGGUGACAGACCCCAAGAACACCCUGAUCCUAGUGACCAGCGAUCAUGGACACACGCUGUCUAUUAACGGGUACCCGCUAAGGGACUCUGAUAUUACCGGCAUAGCUCAAAAGUCACCAUACGACGGUAAAAAUUACACUACACUGUCGUACGGUACUGGGGGGCCCGACGCCCUGCACUACCACGUUGUGAGCGACGAGAACGGGACUAAGAUCGCGCGAGACGAGCCGAGUAUACUCGUCGCGACGAGAUUCGACUACAAGCAGCCAGCCGGCAUCAUACUUGACGAGAAUAGUCAUGGUGGUGGGGACGUGGCUAUUUAUGCGACAGGUCCCCACGCUCACCUGUUCACGGGCGUCCACGAGCAGCACUAUGUGUAUCACGCGGUGUGCUGCGCCGCACACGUGGGCGACACGGCGGGUGUGUGCAGCGGUGCACACGCACACACAAACACACUCAUCUUAUACACAAUUAUACUAGCGUUUAUUGUUAUACAAAUGUUUUUAUAACGUAUGUUGUAGUACUAGUAUGAAUGCUUUACGCGUUUAAGAAAUAGAAAAUAAGAACCAAUUUUGAAUAAGACUAAAUAAAAAUCUCGUCAGAUUUUCAUACUUUUGUGAUUGAACUAGAAUCCCAUAAUGGGAUUUAUUAUUCCCAUCUAUUUAACACGAAUGGAGUAUGUGUUUUUAUAUAAAUACUAGCGACCCGCCCCGGCUUCGCACGGGUGCAAUGCUGACUAUUUAAUGGAUGUUAUUAUUAUACAUAUAAACCUUCCUCUUGAAUCACUCUAUCUAUUAAAAAAAAACGCAUCUUCCGUUGCGUAGUUUCAAAGAUUUAAGCAUACAAAGGGACAUACGGACAGAGAAAGCGACUUUGUUUUAUACUAUGUAGUGAUUUAGUAGAAAUUGCAAUGAACAAAUUCAUAUAAUAAUAUGACAUUUAAUAGGAAUAUUCUCUUGACUAAUAGGCAGUUCUGUUAUAUCUCUGAAUAUAUAAUAUAUUACAAAAAUCUCAAUAUUAAACAGUAUAAACCGGUUAUAAAGAAAUCGGUUAAAACGAUUAACCGCCAUUUUCAAUAAACAAACUUGAUUCCUUUUUUCGAUCUAUCCAAAACAAUGACCAAUGAGAACAGUUUUUUUAAAUGCUUAUACAUAUAUGAGUUAUUUUGAUUGAUUAAUUCUCGGGAUCGAAUUAAUGAUUGAAAUUGGGAUGGUUUAUUGAAGUCGAUUGUAAAGGGCGAAAUCUUGGUAAAUACGUGUUUAAUAAAAGAGUAUCGAUUACGACUCGGAUAUAGCGUCCAGAUAAGGUGGUCCCUUCAAUUUCGUUAUAACCGGUUUUCAGUAUAUUUAUAAUUUUCUCUCGAUUAUAUUUUAUUUUUAUAUUUUUUUAAUAAUUAUGUUGACACCUUAAAUGUUUAAAAAUAAGUUGCAAUGUGUAUUUAUUUAUGCAUUAGUAAAAUUUUGUUGAAUUAUAUUGUGAGUUUGCUUGGAUGUAAGACAUUGUCACUUUGUCUAGCAUCUAAUAGUGUUUGAUAAUGAAAACAAAGUAAUAUAUUUUUUUAGAAUUUAUUUUAUAUAUUUUUUGACAAGAUGUAAUUUGGAGUAAGUAGUAGGCAGAGGUGCAAUCAGACCACCCACUAUAGCUAAGUGUGUUCCGACCCAUGAUGUGAUAGGGCGACAUUAUCACCAAACGGCACAAAUUCCAGAUUGGACCAAUAGUGAGCCGAAAACCCCUUAUCACUGUUUUUACUGGAAUCCGAACUCGGAACCUGAAGGCAGUGGUUCGACUCACACAAUACAACGCCACCAAGCCAGUCCUAAGUUCCUACAUGUAUUUAAUCCACUUACGGGUAAAUAGUUUUUACACGAAUAAUGUCCAAUAAUUUGUUUUAUUAUAUUGUCAAUUAUCACUAUUUAUUGUGUAUUUACAAAAUAAAUUAUUACAAUUAUA